AUGUUGAGGAAGAGGAAGAAUACUAUUCGUCAUUCAAGUUCCAUGAUAGGGGUAAUUUUAAGUGAGGAGGUGGAUAUUGUGGCUGAGAUUGAAGGCUAUUUUAGUGAUUUGUUUACAUCUGCAGGUCCUUCUGCAGAGUUUAUACAAGAGGCUCUGGAUGGUAUUGAUACACGGUUUGAGCCAUGGGAGAAUGGGGCUUUACUUCGGCCUUUUACUGAGUCUGAUAUUGAUCCAGCAGUCUGUGAUAUUGCUUUGCGACUGCGUACAACUCUUGGUCCUCUUAUUUCCUCUUUUCAAAGUGCAUUUGUUCCGGGAUGGUCAAUACAUGAUAAUGUUAUUGUGGCUUUUGAAUUGCUUCACUCAUUGUAUAAGAAGAAUAAUGGGCGUAAAGGGUUUAUGGCACUUAAGUUGGAUAUGAUACGUGGACAUGAAAUUGUGGAUUAUAUCCCCGGGAUCCCUACGAUUUGCGUUAAAGAUCUUCCCAUGAUUUUAGAUCGAAAGGUCUUAAACAUAGCCAAGGAAGAUACUUCUAGGGUUUCCAAGGCACAAUUCUUGUUGCUCACCUCAGUCUACAAGCUUGAAUCCCAAGUCUUUGACGCUUUAAAGGACAAGUUUCCCUUUCCUGUGUACCCUAUCGGACCCAGCAUACCUAACUUACAGCUUCAAACUUGUUUUGAUAGAGCUGACUAUUUCAAAUGGCUAGAUUCUCAUCCUCAAGGCUCUGUCUUAUACAUCUCACUGGGGAGUUUUCUUUCAGUUUCAACUCCCCAAUUGAAUGAAAUCGUGGCUGGAAUACGUGGCAGUGGCACGAGGUACUUGUGGGUGGCACGUGACAGUGUCUCAAAGAUCAAAGAUGGUGCUUGUGGUGAUGAUAUUGGGGUUGUGGUGCUAUGGUGUGACCAAUUAAGGGUGUUGUGCCAUGCUUCUAUUGGUGGGUUUUGGACUCAUUGUGGGUGGAAUUCUAUUUUUGAAGUUGUUUUCUCUGGAGUGCCUAUGCUGACUUGUCCUAUAUUUUGGGACCAAAUCCCAAAUAGCAAGCAAAUUGUCGAGGAUUGGAAAAUUGGGUAUAGCGUAAUAAAGAAAGUUGGGACGAUGACUAUUGAUCAGGGUUUGGUGACAAGAGAUAAAAUAGCAGAGCUUGUUAAGAAGCUUAUGGAUAAAGAGAGUAGUGAUGGAAAAGUGAUGAGUAAAAGAGUGAAGAAACUUCAAGUGGUAUGUCAUAAAGCAAUAGCCAAAGGUGGAUCAUCUAACUCAAACCUUGAUGCUUUUAUCAAGGAAAUUUCCCAUGGACAUGGUCCUAAGUAA
Messenger RNA from Humulus lupulus (European hop), 1305 nucleotides. Its product is annotated as UDP-glycosyltransferase 87A1-like. Lineage: Eukaryota; Viridiplantae; Streptophyta; Magnoliopsida; Rosales; Cannabaceae. The coding region runs from base 1 to 1305 and encodes 434 amino acids. The record is from RefSeq and is a predicted model, not a curated record. Gene Ontology annotation, molecular function: UDP-glycosyltransferase activity. The transcript is spliced from 3 exons.